Messenger RNA from Asparagus officinalis (garden asparagus), 1626 nucleotides. RefSeq names its product xylulose 5-phosphate/phosphate translocator, chloroplastic. Gene Ontology annotation, molecular function: phosphoglycerate transmembrane transporter activity; antiporter activity; triose-phosphate transmembrane transporter activity. NCBI's taxonomy places the organism in Eukaryota, Viridiplantae, Streptophyta, Magnoliopsida, Asparagales, Asparagaceae. Gene Ontology annotation, cellular component: Golgi apparatus. The coding region runs from base 338 to 1498 and encodes 386 amino acids. The transcript is spliced from 2 exons. The record is from RefSeq and is a predicted model, not a curated record.
AGCUCCAUGAACUCGAGAUCCGAAUCAGAUGCAGAUAAAAAUAUUUCAGAAAGAGAACAUCUCGAUCCCGCUUGGAUUCCGUCGACGCUCGUGGCCAUAAUUAAAUCCCAUAUAAUUUCUUCAUCAUCCAAUCCCUCUCGUUCAUCGUUUUCGUUUUCUUCUCCAAAUUCGAUCCCCUCUCUCUCUCUAUUAUAACAAACCCAUCAAUUAUUCCUCUAAUUAUUGUUCUCCAUCAGAGUUGCAGAGAGAUUUUUUUCUUUUUUUUUCUUUUUUGACUAUUAUAAAGGCGUCUCCUUUCUGUUCCCAGUUCACCCACCUCCUUCCUCUGAGCUCAAAGAUGCUUUCUUUACACUCUCUUCCACCAUUCUCGCCCCCAAUCCACAGACCCGCCCGCUUUCAGUCACCUGCACGCUUACCCAACUCAAACCCCGGCGAGCCUAUCCAGCCCAGAUCGGUAGAGCCCGAAGAUGACCCCGUUGAGAACCCCGAAGGAAACGAAGACGAAGACGACGAUGACAGAGAUGACGACGAUUCCGGCGAGCCCAAGGCGGUCGAAAGCUCGGCCUCGGGCUCCAAACCGCAGCUGGCUCUAGUUUUUGGCCUCUGGUACUUUCAAAACGUGAUCUUCAACAUCUACAACAAGAAGGCCCUCAACCUCUUCCCUUACCCGUGGCUGCUUGCUUCGUUCCAGCUCUUUGUUGGGUCUCUGUGGAUGGCGUUUCUAUGGAUUGCCCGAAUCCAGCCGUACCCGAGAGUCAACAAGAAGUUCUUCCUCGCCCUCCUAGUCCCUGCAUUGUUCCACACGAUCGGGCAUAUUUCGGCUUGCGUUUCAUUCUCUAAAGUUGCGGUCUCAUUUACCCACGUCAUCAAAGCCUCUGAGCCCGUAUUUUCGGUUAUUUUCUCCGCGUUUUUUGGCCAACAUUACCCAAUUCAUGUCUGGUUCUCAGUUCUCCCCAUUGUGUUCGGGUGCUCCCUUGCUGUUAUAACUGAGGUUACCUUCAAUGCACAAGGGCUUUGGGGAGCUCUAAUCAGCAAUGUGGGUUUUGUUCUUCGGAACAUUUACUCGAAGCAGAGCCUUUAUAAUUUCAAACACAUCAAUGGGUUGAAUUUAUACGGUUGGAUAUCAAUAAUGAGUCUUGUUUAUUUGUUCCCCGUGGCCGUUCUCGUCGAAGGGAAGCAGUGGGUUGGGGGAUUUCAGAGGGCGGUCGAGUUGUCAAGCAGUCCUUGGAGAUUUUACAGCUGGGUUUUGUUGUCGGGGGUGUUUUAUCAUUUGUACAAUCAGUCAUCGUAUCAGGCAUUGGAUAAGAUUAGUCCUUUGACCUUUUCGGUGGGGAAUACGAUGAAGAGGGUGGUGGUGAUUGUUGCGUCGUUGAUUGUGUUUAGGAAUCCGAUAAGGCCGUUGAAUGCUUUGGGAUCAGCUAUUGCGGUGUUCGGGACGUUCUUGUAUUCGCAGGCGACAACAAUGGGGAAGAACAAGAAGAUAGAGAAGGCGAGCUAAGUGGUACAGCGCGACGCUGCAAGCGAGCCCAAACGAGCUCAGAAACCCCCACCACAAGAACGUCUUCGCAUAGCAUUUUCUCCCCAUACAAACCACCAUCCCAUCGUUAACUACCACAUCCAUGAGCC